Eufriesea mexicana is the source of this 2308-nucleotide messenger RNA. Its product is annotated as lymphocyte cytosolic protein 2. The transcript is spliced from 9 exons. Bases 300 to 2042 code for a protein of 580 amino acids. Lineage: Eukaryota; Metazoa; Arthropoda; Insecta; Hymenoptera; Apidae. Gene Ontology annotation, biological process: cell surface receptor protein tyrosine kinase signaling pathway; intracellular signal transduction. The record is from RefSeq and is a predicted model, not a curated record.
UACGUACCGAAACAUUAUAAAGAGAAAGCGCCAUAAGUUGAAGAUCACUGGUACCGGAUCGUAUCAGAUAAAACAGGUGCACCAUAAGAAAGUGACCAAUCGGAGUAGCGAUGGGCAGUUCGUCAUACAGACGUAUGAGACAGUCGUCAUCGGACGUCAGUACACGGGGGGUAAGGAAGGAAAAUACGAAGCAGCGAGGGCUGUCAAGACACCUCGCCCACAAAAAGCAGAUGCAGAUGCGACCGGGCGGUGAACACGUGCGACGCUUUUUUGUGACGGGCGCGUGAACACGCGGUGAAAUGUUUAAAAAGUUGUCGCGGAGCGACGCCCUCGAGGAAAUAUCCAAUUGGAGCACCAAUGAUGUAUCGUGUUUGCUUCGAAAGAAUGGCCUGGAAGAAUGCUGCAAAGCUAUCACAAAACGACAGAUCGAUGGUGAUGAGCUGCUGCACUUGACGGAAGGGAAGCUGGCGCUGUGGAAGAGUGACCUCACACGUCCACUGAUAUGGAGUCUUUGGACAUUUGUGGAGGAAGUGAAGAAAACGCCGGAGAAAUUCGUAGAAGAAAAGAUUCUUAAACUUCAAUUAUCCGAAGACCACCUGAGCGACACCGGUUCCUGGGGGACUGACUUUGAGGAUGAAACGACUGAGGAAAAUACUCUAUCGAGGACCCAGAAGGUCUAUCAAUCGAAUUAUGGAUCUAGAAGCGACCGCAAAGCAUCAGAAAAGAAGACAGAUAUUAAAGAAGAAGAUGUACGAACAAAGGAAGUUCCCAGGCAAGAAGAAGAAGGGACAUACGCCAAUUGUGGGCCCAUUCAGAAUGAAGAGAGCAUGUACGAGAAUUAUCAGGAAUCAGAAACUGUGCUAUCCAAGAAUACGUCCAGAUUGCAUGGCCAAGGGGAAAAGUCUUUGGCCGAGCAACUUAAGGAGCAACUUAAGGAGCAACUAAAAUUGAGAAAUAACAAGAAACCAAUGGCGGUACCGAAGCCUAAAUCGUUGGAAAUGAGAAAUGUCGAUGUUUUGGCUUUAACUCAGCCGCGAAAGUCGUUUCUUCAUAAUACAUCGAAAACCAGACCAAACAAUUCUAAUCAAACACAAAAAAGAAUGACGGUACCUCCUCCACCGCAACCCAAAAAGAAUAAAGAUCAAACAGUGAUUAUCGAGAAGUUGAAUAAGGAUCAAACAAAACCUCCGAUAACACUCAGAAGUCUCGAUUUAGUUGCCAAUUUGCCCACAAAGACAGAAGAAAGUGAAGACGAGUAUGAAGCAUUUGAUGAACAAAUAAUUGAACAAAAUCAAAAAAGGAACAUGUUAAGGGUGGAUAGUAAACAAUCAUUGACUAGUGGCCAUCAGAGUUCCGUAGAAAGUGUUUAUCAACCACCUAGUGUUACAAGCUACGAAGAAGAAGAAGAACAUUAUGAGAUUUAUGAAUCAAUUACUGAAAUACCAGAUAAUGGGUACUAUUUAAAUCCCAUUCAGAAGCAAACGAAUAUAAAAGCACCACCGCCACUGCCAGCAAAGCCUCCCCCAGCAUCGACUACUCCCUCUCCAAUUCUGAACCGAGCCGACUCAGAGAAGCUGAAAGAGAGAUCUCCUGAGAAGAAAUCAGCUACAUUGCCUCAUUCUAAUAGUAAUACUUCUCUACCGUCGGAAAGAGCCACGAGACCAUUGCCACCUCCGCCUGAAAGACAAUCCUACGUUGACAAGCCUUGGUUCCACAAUGUUACCAGAGAGCAAGCAACAGCUCUUAUCGAAGAACGAAGUACUUACGGUAAUCCUCAAGACGGAUAUUUCCUCCUGAGACCGUCCACGACAUACGUAAACAAUCCUUUGGCUCUGGUACUCUGGUACAAGGAUAGAGUGUAUAAUGUCCCAGUCAGGAAGAGGCCUGACAACAGGUAUGCAUUAGGCUCAGCAAAAGUGAACGAGGAAUCGUUCUCAAGUGUCGAGGAAAUCGUGAUGUUUUACAUGAGAGAGGAAUUGGUGCUUCAAAGUUGUGGCGUGGAAAUGGGAAGCACUAAGUUAACUGAUACUCCAUCCAAAUAAAUCUUUAGAAGUUGUCACAAACCAGCUUGUACAAUGCAAACACUGCCUAAAUGAGAGCUUUAAAAGGAACUUAAGCUCAGACAAUAGUUUGCAUGUGUUUAUUCAAGUGCCUUUUUGUACUCGUAACAAGUCCAAAACUACUUUGUAUAUUUUUUAUAAGGUUCGAAUGUAUUUAUAUGAAUUAAGUACUCGCAUGAAAAAAUAUUUAGUAUUUAAAAGGAAGAAAGAAAGAGAACGGAUGCCUGACGAGAAGAAUUACGCACGUA